Messenger RNA from Sporothrix brasiliensis 5110, 1602 nucleotides. RefSeq names its product xylosidase/arabinosidase. The transcript is spliced from 2 exons. The record is from RefSeq and is a predicted model, not a curated record. Gene Ontology annotation, molecular function: hydrolase activity, hydrolyzing O-glycosyl compounds. Bases 1 to 1602 code for a protein of 533 amino acids. NCBI's taxonomy places the organism in Eukaryota, Fungi, Ascomycota, Sordariomycetes, Ophiostomatales, Ophiostomataceae. Gene Ontology annotation, biological process: carbohydrate metabolic process.
AUGGCAGCCACCGUCAACCCCAUCAUUCCCGGCUUCUCGCCCGACCCCUCCAUUGUCAAGGUCGGCGAAUGGUUCUUCCUUGUCAAUUCGACCUUUCACAUGUUUCCUGGCCUGCCCAUCUACGCAUCCCAGGAUCUUGUCUCAUGGAAGCAAAUCGGAAACGCAAUUCACCGGCAGAGCCAGCCCAGCCUGGCCAAAGCCGACACACGGCUCACGCCGCUGUACGAUGGCGGCACGCUGACGGAGGUCAUGGCCAGCACGGGCGGCCUGUAUGCACCGACGAUCCGGCACCACAAUGGCACCUUUUACGUCGUGUGCACCAACGUGAUCCGCACGGCGGCCGGCGAGGGCCGUGACGAACAGCCCAGCGAGGAAACGGAAAACUUUAUUGUGUCCACGCAGGACAUUUGGGCCGGCAUCUGGAGCGACCCCGUCCCCUUCCAGUUCCGCGGCAUUGACCCGAGUCUCUUUUUUGACGACGACGGCACGGUCUACGUCCACGGCUCGGCGGGCCCCGGGCCGUACACGACGAUCCGGCAGUUCCAGAUCGACCUGGCGACCGGCGCGGCGCUCUCGGAGGAGCGUCUGCUCUGGCGAGGCACGGGGGGCAUCUACCCCGAAGGCCCGCACAUGUACCGGCGCAACGGGUGGUACUACCUCGUGAUCUCCGAGGGGGGCACGCACGAGGGCCACAUGAUUACGACGGCGCGGUCCAGGAGCGUGUGGGGCCCCUACGCGGCGUACGAGCACAACCCGAUCCUGACGGCCAAGGGCACGGACGCGUACAUCCGCUACACGGGCCACUGCGACCUGGUCGAGGACGACCAGGGCCAGUGGUGGGGCGUGUGUCUGGGCGUGCGCAAAGACGCGGGCGGGCGGUUCAUCAUGGGCCGCGAGUCGUUUGUGACGCGCGGGACCUGGAGCGACGACGGCUGGCUGACGCUGGAGCGUGUCACGUCGCAUCCCAGCGGCCUGGUGCGGACCGCGUCGUAUACCGCGUCGUCCACCGCCGGCAACGUGGAUUUCCUCUACAUCCGGGACGCGCACUUGGCCAACUACACGCUGGCGGGCGACGGAUCGGCCGUCACGCUGACGCCCACGCCGGUCGACCUCGCGGCGCCCAACGCCUCCCCGACGUUUGUGGGAAAGCGACAGCGGCUGCUGGACGGACAGAGCCGCGUGGCGCUGGCGGCGUGGACCCCCGAGACGCUGGCGGCGUGGAAAUCGGCCGGCCUCCGUUGCGGUCUGGCCGUCUUCAAGGACGAGCACCGCUACACACGCGACACGCCCAGCAUCGUGUUCGAGCUGGUGAACAAGGCCCAGGAGAUUGCGCGGACGUCGCGGCACGACCUGCCACCAGGCAGCCGCACGCUGUCGCUGCGCAUCGUCUACACGGAGCGGGACUACCGGCUGCUUUACGCGACAUCGCUCCGACCAGACAAGGACGAGGACGAGGACGAGGACUGGACGUCUCUGGAUGCCGUCGACACGCUGCAGCUGACCGACCCUGACUUUGUGGGACCUGUCAUUGGUGUCUUUGCGACGAGUGCGUCGCCAGCGAAAGGCAUUGACGUGGCGCUGCGGGGGCUUUCCAUUCAGUAA